CUAACAGCAGAGAAAGGCUGUAAAAAUUGAUGACAUGAGUCUUUCCAUGUUAGGUAUUAAUUAAAUUUCUCAAUGUAGUGUUAAAAUCUGACUCUGUAUGUUUCUCUUUGUUCGUUAUCAUGAACAUUCCCUUACUCCAACAGGUGGACCUCGAUCGUAAGUGAUAUUUGACAGACCUGGAGUCACUUUAAAGAUUAGGAGUGUCAGAGAACGGUAUUAUAAAGUCUAUUCAUAAAUACAUAAAGAUGGAUCCGAAUCAAUCAACGAUAUUCCCGGACGGAAAGAAUACACCAUAACUCCAGUGAUUAGAAGGACAAAGACCAAAGCGCGCUAAGCUAAAAGAACUUGUUGAAAAUGACGGCCACAAUGAGGAUCACAAGAACUGUGAUGAUGGCGAUUGUGAUUAGCCGAUUCGUAGCCAUCCUGUAUAUGCGUUAGCAAUGACUCUCGCUAGUGCAAAAGGGAGUGUGUCAUGGUAUUUACCUACGCGCCAUACCGCGCAGAGUCUUGACACUGCGGUCGACGUAACCCUCACUUUGCAAGAGGGUAUCAUGCGUAUGGGUGAUCAUUUCUCGCUGUCUGCUAAGAUCAGCCAACGUACUGGCUCCAAUAGCCUCCGUUUCAUUGGCAAGGGCCUGACUGGCCUUCAACCGUUGCGAGCUUCGCUCCAGGCGAUCGGUUCCGGAGAGGAGCUGUUGACGUUGCUCAAGGUGGAUAUCGGAAGCACCUCCAGGCUCGUCAGUAUAACGAGCACCGAAUAGUUGAGCUCUGUCUGAAGCUAGAGAAUCCAGCUUUCGGCGGUUGGCGUCGACAUCUGAUUCGUGGUUGCGGAAACGCUGGUUUACUUCGGCUCGGGAGGAGGUAGGGAUAUUCUGCUUCUCAAGUCGCAUCUGGCCAAGCUAUACAAAAGAUUAGUAUUAGAAAACGUCGCCUUGCUAGGUUAUUGUUCAGAGCGAGGCACGUACCAGCUCAUCUGCCUCCUCCAGUGCCCUCUUGGCCUGAGUAACUGCACUCUUGCGUUCCUCGCCGGUGAGUUCGGGAAUCUGAUCCAGCUUCUGUUGAAGGUCUGCCUGAACCAGCUUAAUUUCCGCCUCGUACGAGCCGAAGAGUUCGGAGCCCGCUGCCGAGUCGAGAGGGUUAGACAUGAUGUCGGAGAGCGCGAGAAAGGAGACGUCGGUUGGUUCGGUCGCGCGCGUGGCCUAGCUGAGUACAGAGCAAGUGACAGAGAAGCGCGAGAAUAUUGUCCGAUGCAGUAUUACGACUAAGAAGUGUGACAAAACGUAGAUGCAGUCGCGCUUGCUGGUGUUUGGUUGUUGAGGAGAAUAAGAACAGCCAGAGUCAACGCCAGCCUCGGAGAUGCAAGUGGUUACGACGCAAUGGGCACGCCAAGGCUGCUACAGUGGGCUGGCCGCUGGCUGCUGGGUGCUGUUGGGGCCUGCCGCGCUGCCAGCCACCCACUAAGACUGUCUGAAGCCGGACUGGCAGUCCAUCCCCCAAACACGUGAUUGCAUUGUUACGGCCUGAGGACGAGGCGGCUGCCCCACCUGCCUACCAUUUCUCCCGCCAGCGGCGCCGAAACUUUUCAGUCUUUUCUUCUUCUUCUUCAAAGUUGAUCACCCGGUGGAAGAAUAUAUAAUUGGCUCGACGUCUAUAGUUCCUACAUGGCGUAUAGUUGAACGAUCCGGGGAGAUAAUAUGCGGUCUUGGAAUUCGGAAUUUAUUCUAUUUUUCAAGGCUGCUCGGCGCUUCUAAGAAUUGGCGGCUCGUAUUCCAACGUUGCCCGAUCCCGUUGAGUGCUCGACAUGCCAGCAUCACAAGCUCAUUUGGAUGAUCCGUGAUGAAAAGGCACCGGUACUUUGGCUACCUUUUUGAGUCGGUGCCGUGCUUGGUGAAGAAACCGUAGAAACUUUAUAUGCACCGGGCUGCUGCCAACCCAACAUCGCCAACUGUUGAGAGUGUGUGUUGGGGCAGACACAAUAUGCCCGCUUACAGCGCUCUGUGACGUGCCGGCCUCCUGGCAAACGCCAUGGUCUCUACGCUAAACAGUAUGGGGAAUUCUAUUUAUUGCCCCUGCGGAAUUGACUUUUGCGCAUAAGAGUGCUACGUAGUUGAGACUCGAGCUAGGCUCCUGUGUGGAUGCUGCGUGGAACAAUGUCCGAUCUGGCUGGUCACGCUGGUGCGUCAUCCAUCAACCAUUUCCUUAGCCUAUCGGUUGACGCAGCAAAAUAAACCACGGGACCCUCGUCUGACAGUUCUCUCCAUCCAUCCAUCCAUCCUUCACCUCCCGGGCCGUUCCUCUUUUUUUUUUUUUUUGCUUUUUCCAAUUUCAUUUCAACGCUGUGGUUCAGCCGAUCGUGGCUGUCUGUUCACGCAAUGGUGGAAUCGAGACACGAGAAAAAGGUAGCCAUUGUUGGCAGUGGCAGCGCUGGCAUCGCUGCGCUCUGGGCCCUCAACAGAACAUACCAUGACGUCUAUCUCUAUGAGGCGGCGGAUCGCCUCGGUGGCCACACCAACACCGUGCAAUGGAAGGCAGGAAAAUAUCAAACGGCGGUUGAUACUGGCUUCAUUGUGUUAAACACGGCAACAUACCCAAACUUCAUCAACUUUCUGCAAAGGAUCGGAGUAGAAGCAGAAGAAACUGAAAUGACAUUCAGCGUUUCGCGCGACCAGGGCGCUUUUGAAUGGGCUGGAACAAAUUUAGCCACAGUCUUUUGUCAGAAACGCCGUCUCUUUUCGCCGCGCAUGUGGAGGAUGGUCUUUGACAUUAUUCGAUUCAACCAGUUUGCUCUCGACUUGCUUCUUAACGAAAGCGACGACCCUAAUCAUGACUCUAACAACGAAACAAUCGGUUCCUACCUUGAACGAGAAGGCUACUCAGAUGCCUUCCGCGACGACUAUUUGCUUCCCAUGACCGCAGCUGUUUGGAGUACUAGUCCUGACAAGUGCUCUCUGGAGUUCCCGGCAGUCACCCUUGUCCGAUUUUUGUGGAACCAUCAUCUUCUAUCCACAGUGUCAGCUAGACCUCAGUGGCUGACUGUCAAGAACGGCUCCAAGACUUACAUCGACACAGUCAUGAAAGGAUUCCCACCAAACCAUCUCCAUCUGAAAUCGCCUGUUCGCUCCGUCUCCAACGAUGUUGACGGCCGUGUACUGUUGCACCUGGAGAGUGGCAAGACAGAACUAUUCGACCAUGUUAUCCUUGCUACACAUGGUGACGAGGCUCUAUCUAUUCUUGGUCGUAGUGCGACACCGCAAGAGCGCUCGAUUCUUUCCGGCUUCCAAACGUCGCAAAAUGAGGCGAUUUUGCACUCCGAUACUGCAUUCAUGCCGCGAACAAAGUCGGCAUGGACCAGUUGGAACUACCUCACAAUGUCUGCUCCUGGCAAAGCCAAUGUCGACAAGGUCUCUCUAACAUACAACAUGAAUAUCUUGCAGCAUAUUCCCACAAAUCCAUUCGGUAAUGUUCUUGUUACGCUAAACCCUCUCCAACGCCCCCGACCAGAGACAAUCCAAGGAAAGUUCUGGUACUCUCAUCCCCUCUACACACCUGAGGCGAUUCGCGCCCAGAAGCUGUUGCAUCUCAUCCAAAACAAGCGCGGCAUCAGCUUUGCUGGAGCUUGGACGAAAUACGGAUUCCACGAAGAUGGUUUCAGCAGCGGUUUGGCCGUGGCACAAAACCAUCUUGGCGCUAAGCUCCCAUUUGAGUUUAAGGACUCGACAUACAGCAGAGGCAAGAAGCCACAAUUGGGCAUCUUGGAUCACCUACUGCGCUUGAUCAUCCUUGUUAUCCAGGUGUUUGUUAUUCAGGUCCUCGAACGCCUACUCACCAGCAAACGCCACAAGUCACGGGUAAUCACGAAUGCUAACGGUGUUGACACGAAAAGCAAAAAAUUGAACUGAUAGAGUCUCAUUGGCACGACAUCAUCUGCAUAUUUGGAUUCACGGCCCUGUAUUCAGGCUUUCCAUUUAUCCCUUAUCAUCUGCAUGCUCCUUGCAUUUACAAAUUUGAAGGUCAUAGUCACCGUCGACUGAAUUUACUAUCAAGUAUUGUAUUAAAUAGUUUUUUUUGAGUAAAUUGAAACCAUACCUUAUACACUCCCGUCAUGAAAUCAGACCAUCGCAGUUGGCUAUACAACAG
This is a messenger RNA of [Torrubiella] hemipterigena, 4137 nucleotides long. The record is from the annotation of a GenBank genome assembly. Lineage: Eukaryota; Fungi; Ascomycota; Sordariomycetes; Hypocreales; Clavicipitaceae.